Messenger RNA from Suricata suricatta (meerkat), 675 nucleotides. RefSeq names its product olfactory receptor 4C11-like. Gene Ontology annotation, molecular function: olfactory receptor activity. The record is from RefSeq and is a predicted model, not a curated record. The transcript has 3 exons. The coding region runs from base 1 to 675 and encodes 224 amino acids. Gene Ontology annotation, biological process: G protein-coupled receptor signaling pathway. NCBI's taxonomy places the organism in Eukaryota, Metazoa, Chordata, Mammalia, Carnivora, Herpestidae. Gene Ontology annotation, cellular component: membrane.
AUGGAAAAAUCCUUUUCUGUUCUCAUCGCAUAUAUCUUCCAAAUAGUAGCACAAUUAAAAGACUGUGGGGACAGGAAGAUUCUUAAGGUUAGAGUAAGAUGUAGGAGUCUGAGUAACAGGCCCUUACGUUACCCAACCAUCAUGAGCCGGCAGGUCUGCACCAUCCUGAUUGUUCUGGCAUGGAUAGGGUCUUUUAUACAUUCUAUAGCCCAGAUUAUCCUGGCCUUGAGAUUGCCUUUCUGUGGACCCAAUUUGAUUGAUCAUUACUGCUGUGAUUUGCAGCCCUUACUGAAACUUGCUUGCAUGGACACUUAUGUGAUCAACACGCUGUUGGUGUCUAACAGCGGGGCCAUUUGCUCAAGCAGUUUUGUGAUACUGAUGAUCUCAUACAUUGUCAUCUUGCAUUCACUGCGAAACCACAGUGCAGAAGGGAGGAAAAAAGCUCUCUCUACUUGCACUUCCCACAUCAUCGUAGUAGUCUUAAGCUUUGGUCCAUGUAUAUUUAUAUAUACACGCCCCCCAACCACUUUCCCCAUGGACAAGAUGGUGGCUGUAUUUUAUACUAUUGGGACACCUUUUCUCAACCCACUCAUCUAUACACUGAGAAACGCAGAAGUGAAAAAUGCCAUGAGAAAGCUAUGGCAUAUCAAAAUUACUUCCGGAAGCAAAAGAUGA